Molecule: messenger RNA, 735 nt
Organism: Lotus japonicus
Lineage: Eukaryota; Viridiplantae; Streptophyta; Magnoliopsida; Fabales; Fabaceae
Product: 40S ribosomal protein S15a-1-like
Exons: 4
Coding region: 160-552 (130 amino acids)
Biological process (GO): translation
Cellular component (GO): cytosolic small ribosomal subunit; ribosome
Molecular function (GO): structural constituent of ribosome
Source: RefSeq, a predicted model, not a curated record
GGACACAAGUAUGGGCCAUGAAAGCAAGGGCCCAAAAACCUUGACUACUUUCAAACCCUAAAACAACCCACACACUCGUUUUAUACUUUCCUCCUCCUCUCUUGUCUCCCUUCUUCUGCACCCCGCCGUUUCUGAGCAUUUCUGUUCUAGCUCGUGACAAUGGUGAGGGUGAGUGUGUUGAAUGAUGCUCUCAAAAGCAUGUACAAUGCUGAGAAGAGGGGAAAGCGUCAGGUCAUGAUUAGGCCAUCCUCAAAAGUUAUUAUUAAAUUCCUUAUGGUUAUGCAGCACCACGGGUACAUUGGUGAGUUUGAGUAUGUUGACGACCACAGGGCUGGAAAAAUUGUGGUUGAGUUGAAUGGUAGACUGAACAAAUGUGGGGUUAUUAGUCCCCGUUUUGAUGUCGGUGUCAAGGAGAUAGAAGGAUGGACUGCUAGGCUGCUCCCAUCAAGACAGUUUGGGUAUAUUGUCUUGACUACCUCUGCUGGCAUCAUGGAUCAUGAAGAGGCUAGGAGGAAGAAUGUUGGUGGUAAAGUGCUGGGUUUCUUCUACUAAUCUAUUUCCAUUUGAUGAGUUUUGAGAUUGAUUUCAGUUUUUAAGUUCCACCGGUUGUAAUAGACAAUGUGCUUGACUUGCAGUAGUUUUAUCAAGAAUAGCAUGGCAAGAGUUGUUUUUCUGACUUGCUUUGUUUUGUUUGCAAAAACAUUUUGGUCGCUAUAAGUCAUAUUCUUACUAAAA